Candidula unifasciata is the source of this 606-nucleotide messenger RNA. The record is from the annotation of a GenBank genome assembly. Lineage: Eukaryota; Metazoa; Mollusca; Gastropoda; Stylommatophora; Geomitridae.
CAUACCACAUCAAGGGAAGGAGUGACAGAUGACAUCAUCUUUGCAGGUGCCGGCUCUGGCUGUCGCUCUGAUGAUGAUGAUGACUGCGCUGUAGUUAGUUCUGGAAAUGAGGAUGAGAUUAUAACUGCUGUUGUUAUCAUCAAGAAGACGACUACCCUUCCAACAACAACUACAGUACAAGCAGAGUGCACAGGUCCUGAAUGUGACCACAGCUCAAAGAUGAGUUUACCACCUGGUAUCUCAACAUCUACAGCAUCACUUGAAGGCAGCCUUGCUGGAGUCAAUGAAACCAGUAUCCAUGAUGGUGUGGGCAGCUUCGAAAGUACUGCACAACCUGGCAAGGAUAAACAAAAAGCUGGUGACAAAGGGAUUAACUUAGGAUUAAUUCUGGGAAUCACAGGCAGUGUCUUGGUAGCAGUAAUUGUUCUAUGUAUUGCACUGUGCAAGCUGCGCAGUCGAGAUGAAGGAACAUAUAAAGUCGAUGAAACCCAGAAUUUUUCAGCAUUGCAGUCUAAAAAAGCAGGAAAUGGUGCACUGGCUUCAGGGAGUGACUCAGGUGGGGGUAAAAGGGGCAAGAAAAAAGAUGUGAAAGAAUGGUAUGUUUGA